Messenger RNA from Arachis ipaensis, 2101 nucleotides. NCBI's taxonomy places the organism in Eukaryota, Viridiplantae, Streptophyta, Magnoliopsida, Fabales, Fabaceae. The record is from RefSeq and is a predicted model, not a curated record.
CGUCUUAAUAUAGUUCAUUACCCAAUACUAUACAUGUCUCUUUCAGCUUCAGUUCCAGUGAUGACUUCGAGUCAACCUGCCCCUUCUAACUCAAAGCGACGCUCUGCAAAUUUUGCUCCUAACAUUUGGCACGAUACUUUUCAAAAAUAUGCUAAUUCUGAAUCCUUGGAAGUGAACGAAAUCAUGAAAGAAGAAGUUCAAAUGCAUAAAGAAAAAGUGAAGAUGAAUUUGUCUUCUAAUGACAAUAAUAUCUUACAAAGACUAAGUUUAAUUGAUUCAAUUCAACGUUUGAGUAUAUCUUAUCAUUUUGAAGAUGAAAUUGACAGCAUAUUAGUACAAAUUCACAAUGAUUUUACCAACAAAGAUCUUGCUAUAGAGGAACGUGACCUUCAUUUUAUCGCAUUACUUUUUCGUUUGUUCCGACAAAAAGGAUAUAACAUUUCAUCAGAUGUUUUCAACAAAUUCAAGAAUAAAGAAGGAGAAUUCGAUGAAAUAAUUGUUGUUCAAGAUGUUGAAGGAAUGUGGAGCUUGUAUGAGGCUGCACAGUUAAGAUUUCAUGGAGAAGAUAUAUUAGAGGAAGCACAUGAAUUCACAUACAAUAAACUUAAGUCCAUCACCAAUCAAUUGAGUCCAUCUCUUGCUGAUCAAGUCAAUCAAUGCUUAGUACAACCUUUUCACAAGGCAAUUCCAAGAAUAUUGGCAAGGUCAUAUAUGUCUUUUUACGAAGAAGGUUCUACGCAUGAUAAAAUUCUUCUAAAGUUUGCAAAAUUAGAUUUCAAUAUGCUACAAAAAUGGUAUCAGAAAGAUGUUGGUAGUGCCACCAAGUGGUGGGAAAAGUUAGAAUUUUCGAAAAAGGUCCCUUAUGCAAGAGAGAGGAUAGCUGGGUUAUACUUCUUUCCAUUUGCUAUGAACUCUGAGCCUAAAUAUACUACUUUUAGAAGGGUGGUGGCCAAAGUGAUUCAAUGGGUGACUAUUUUUGAUGAUACUUAUGAUGUCUAUGGAACAAUCGAAGAACUUGAGCUCCUCACACAGGCAAUCCAUAGAUGGGAUAUUAGUUACAUUGAAUCUCUUCCAGAAUGCUUUAAGGCGAUUUUUAAUUCAAUUGUGGAACUUGUUGAUGAAAUAAUAGAGUUAAAUGCUGGAAGCGGAGAAUCAGACUUGAUAUUGCAAUGUCUCAAACAGGCCUUGUCUCAUUAUGCACAAGGUUACAUGGAUGAAGCAAGAUGGUGCCAUGAGGGAUAUAUUCCGCCAUAUGAUGAGUAUAAGGUUGUUGCAUCUGUUACUGCAGGAUAUGAACCGCUUACAGUAAUGUUUAUUGCUUUGGGAGAAUUUGCAACCAAAGAAACUCUUUAUUGGGUUUCUAAUAAUAUUCCACUCAUCCUACUAGCUUCGUCACUUAUUGCCAGACUCACAAAUGAUUUGGCCUCACACAAGUUUGAGCAGCAAAGAGAACAUGCUGCUUCGGCCGUAGAAUGUUGCAUGAAGCAAUAUGGCUUUUCAGAAGAGGAGGCCCAUGAAUUCAUCAAAAAGGAUAUCAAUAAUUACUGGAAGGAUAUGAAUGAAGAGUAUCUCAAGUUAAUUGAAUAUAUCCCAAGGCCAAUCCUUGAUUGCAUUGUUAACAUGGCACGCAUAUGUGAGUUUCUAUAUGCAAAUUUUGGGGAUAAAAUUACAGAUUGUGCACUCUUCAAAGACCACAUUGUGGCACUGCUUUUGGAUCCCGUGGUCGUGUAGCAGUUUUAUGAUCCUAAUAAGCUUUUGAGUGUUUGGCCUUAAUUAAUCUUUAAUUAUAUGCAUGUAUGGUGUUCUCGUCCUGUUGUUAUUGUUUGUUUGUAUUGUCUUGUAAAGAUACCAAGUUCUUUGUCAACGGUUAGUUUUUUUACGAAGUUAAAUUCCAAAAUGAUUUUUGUCGUGCACACUAAAUAAUUUUCAAAAUCCCAGUUACAUCAAUAAUAAUUAUGUGUUUGAGAUUGUUAAAAAUGUGUAUUACUUUAGUUUCAUAUUCGUUUUUCGUUAAUAACUUACUGGUGUAAUUUGAUGACAUGGAUCUUUUAGUUACAUAUGUCACAUUAUGAUUUGGUCAGAUGUAAUAAGAAUUUAAUUU